ACUGGCAGCACAUAUCACCGGCGACGUGGCGGCUCAGGGGCCGCCGCCGGUCUGCUGAAAAUCCCCCAGCUACUCACCGAGAUUCAAACCUCCUCAGUCCGUAAGCGAAUACCUGGAAAAAUCCAUUUCGUCCCCUUUCGAAAGCCUGUGCGGCCAGCGCUGGCGCAACGAUGCCGCUGGACCAAGGCUGAUCGUGUUGCCAAGCAGAGUACUAUUUUAAGCAAACUGUGCAGGAUGAUGGAAGACUUCAGAAAUAUUGCUGAUGAGACAUUUCCAAGUUUCCUGGGCCAUUCAUUGAGUAGCAGUGCAAGUGUUGUUUUUGAAAAUGUUACUGUGUCUUCAAACCUUGGCUUACCUGUUGCAGCUUCAACUGUUGCUAGGAGUAAAUCGGGCUGUGAAAACAGGGUUUCUGAUAUCUGUGCAUCCUAUUUGGAAGGGAAACGUUCACCUUCAUCUUCAGGAUCUUCACACAGUAUUCAAUCAGAUCCUGAGCACAUGGGGAAAUUUGCCCUCAGCUUCCAUGAUGGCGUGGAGGUUGCUACACAAGUCAAAGAACCUCAGGCAACUUCUGCUAGUUUGAAAGAAUCCCACUCAGUAUAUGAAGAGCAAGAUCAGAAUCUCAUGGAGCAUUCAAAUUGCAGUCAAGAUACCUUGCUUGAGGUAUUGCCACUUGAAGGAUUGGAAGAUUUGUCAACUGGAAAGUGUUUUCUUCCCGAUAGGAAGAAUAACAAGGUUGGUCCACCUGAACCUUCUGAAAAGCUAAUAGAAGGUGAAAUCUCAAGUGAUCAUCUUAGCAAUAGCCUGUCAAGUUUUUUGGAAAAUGAGAAACUCUUAUCUCUUCAAAGCUCAGAAGAAGAUUCCACUGAUGAUGACAUUGAUGAUGAAGAGUUCUUUGAUAAUCAGCUAGAAGCCUACUUUGAGCAACUGGUACAACCAGAAAUGACAAGAGGAGACACCAACACCCAGAAACUGUCAGAAUGCUGUACAGCACUGAAGCUUUCUGAAAAUGGCUUACUUCAAGAGAAUUUUCAGGUGCCCGACACUUACAAGACUGUGACAGGAAUAGACUCUGGAAAUGCUAGUGAUGAAGAUUCACAAAAUCAAGGGAUGACUGGGUGUCCUGUGCAGAGAGAAAUGCUGUCCAAAGCAGUACAGCAACUGAAUUCCAAGACUACUGGAGACGUGCUGGAUUCCUGCGCUGCUGCUGAGUUGCAGAUAGAUUCAUUGUAUCUUCAGUGCAUGGACAGCCAUAAAGCUGAUGUCCUGGAUGUCCUUCCAAAGCAAGAUGUACAGUCCUCUGAGUGUCAGGCUGCUGCUUGUGAUGCAGAAGUAUUACACACAACAAGAGGAUUUUCAGGGCACUACACCACUCCUAAAAUUGUUCUUAGUGCAAAUGCACCUCAGACAGAUAAAACCGAACAAGAAGUCAGUCUUCCUGAUACUUACCUGUCUCCAACUGCAGACAGCUGUGAGAACAUAAGUUUAGUUACAAGCGACAAAGGUGAUUUACCACACAGCAUUGUCUAUCAAAAUGAAGACGGCAAAUGGGUGACUGAUCUUGCAUACUAUACACCAUUUGAUGAAGAACAAGACUUAAAUCCAUCUGAACAUGAUGAUAAAAUAAAUGAGGAGUUCAUUACUGGGUCUGAAGCAGCAGCUAUGAUUGCCCAAGACCAGGAAGAAUUUGAGAAAGCACACAGACUUGUGCAGGCAGGAAAAGGAGACAUUGUAAAUGAAUUAGCAGAUACUUCAUGGAAAUCUGCCAAUAGCUGCAUUCUGCAGAGAACAUCUGAUCUUCAUAAAGAUGCCAGUUACUUACGUUUGUCUUUAGGGGAGUUCUUUGGUCAGAGAUCUGAAGCUCUUGGUUGUCUUGGUGGAGGCAGUGACGUGAAACGGCCAUCUUUUGGUUAUUAUAUUACAUCUCCAAAGAACAGGCAACCUGUUGCUUUGAUAACGCCAUCUGAUUCAUCAAGAGGUGACGCUGGCCAAGAGAUUUCACAGUUGUCUGAGGUCUUUGCAGAUGACUUAGAAGCACAAACAAAAGAACAUGCGAAUUCUACCAGCUGUGAAGGUGCACAGCAUAGGAUGGAUACUGUAUCUGGAGUACAUAAAAGCAUUAAUACAGCAGCUACUACUGAAAGUAAAGCAAAGGAUGGAGUUCAUAAAGACAAGUUUGAAGGCGGCUUAUCCAAUCAAUCUGACUCUGUCCUGAGUAUUAGCACGAUUGCAUCUGCUAUUGCUAAUGCUUCCUCCAGUGCUGAUCCUUCCCAGCUAGCAGCUAUGAUGAUGACACUCUUUAAUAAAAAUAAAAGAUUGUGUUCCCUUCCUGGAAUUGUUAAAGACAUGGAACUCUCUGCCAAUCAGGUGUUAUCCAGCUAUGUGGAAAAUAGUGCAUUUGAUAUGGAAAAGUACCUCAAAAAAACAGAUGAGAUAGGACAUGAAAGUGAAUGUGAGAGUAUUGUGAAACAUGAAGCAUCUGUCCAGAACCUUAUGCCUGAUACCUUGGGUAAAGAUAAAAAUAAGGUUUCUCUUGUAGAAGACUUGGUAAAUAAUCAUAGCAAGGAACAAGAAGUAGAGAAGCAACUUCUGGGUUAUUUAAAUGAAGAAAAUGAUAUUCAUAAUUUCUCUAGUCUGUCUGGUGUUGCCAACCAUAAAGACAUGACCACAAAUAGAGUUAAAUAUUCAGAAAAGUUGUCAGAUUUAGUAAAUAGUAAACACUUCCAGUCAGUGAAUGCUGAUGUUGGAUCAGAUAUGCACAAUAUCCAAGUCUCACCUGCUUGUAAGGAAGCACAGAUAUGUGGAAUUCCUUUAGCAGCAGAAAUUGAAAUGGCACAGAGAAGUCCUCUUGCCUAUCAGACAAAUGAUCUCACUAGUAGGAGUUGUGUCAACAAAGACAUGGAAACAAUAGAUCAAGCUACAAAUGCUGUUCCUGAACCAUUUAAUGAAUUAUUGGAAAGAAGUAGAAGAAACCCACUGUCAUUCAGCAACUUAAAACCUGGUAAGCAAUCUAGUAAAUAUGCCUUCAUAAGUCCUACAAAAGCAAAGCCUAUGCAGGAACUGAAAAAUGAUGAAAUGGAGCAAAAUGAAAAACUAGAGAAGAGAAACAAAGACGCCAUUACUGCUUGUGUUGGGAGUGCAAAACAUGUGACUUUUGAGACCAUCUCUCCAACUUCUCAGAAUAGUACUGAGCAUAAACCCAUUCUACCUGAAGGUGACUUGCAGCCUCUGGAGGAUGAGCAGUAUAGCUUCAGACCUUCAACUUCACCACUAAUCCAUUCUUCUCCUAGUGAGACAUCUGGAACAGCAUUUUCAGGGCCUGAAACUGACUUUACUAGCAUGUCACAUGACCAAGAAUCUUCUUGCAAAGAUAGCACACAACUUCAAUCAGUUUACUCAAGUCCUAGCAUGAGCAGAUUAACAUAUAUCUCUGCAUCUGAUGAUACCCUUAAGAAUACAGCUGUAAUACACAAUCCAGAGACAUACUGGGAUGAAAAUGACAGUGAACUAAGCACAACCAUAAUUCAAGCCAGCCCAACUCCUUCACAAGAACAUAAAAAUAAAAAUCCAGAAGACCAUUCUGGUCAAAGAAAUAGAAAAGAAGCAUUGCUUAGUAUUGACCAGAAAUCAGAAGAAAAUGAACCUGCAGGUCUUCCAAGAAAACCUGGUGAUGUACUGGGGCAAGAACUGUCCAAAGAAAGUUUUCCAAAGACUGAAAAGCAGCUCGCAACUAUUCCUUCAAAUGUAGCAGCAAAUCAUAAAGAGCUGGACCAUGUUGAAUCAGCUUUACCAAGUAAAUUCUGUGUCCUUCAGCCACUUUCUGUUAAUGUUGAUGCACAAGAAGUGUGGCAGGAUCAAACAAGCAAAACACAGAGAGAAGGAUUACAAUCCUUACCUGUAUACCCUGAAGUAAGCACUUACAUGCCAUUCAGUCAAAACUCCUCUGGUGAACAGUGUGUUCCUAUUUCAAGCUUUAAAUCCCAUGUCACUGCAUCUGAGAGUCAAGCACUUUCUUCUUCUGUUCCCACAUUGCAUACAGGACAUUCUAUUGCAAUGACUCCAUUUGCACAACAGCACCUGGGAAAUAUACCAUCUACUAGAAAUCCAGUUUUGUCUCAGUUUCAUAGCUGCAACUCUGCAGGUUUUUGUCUUCCAGCUGGCCUUCCUUAUUCCGGUGUCUCAACAGGACAUGUUGAGAAUCCACUUACUGUAGGAAUUCCUUUAGGUCCAAACACUGGCCCUAGUUCUUUGGGUGCAGCUCCACUUUGUAAUCUGCAUUCUACCUUCUGGAACAAGAAUAUCUUGAAUGCCAAGUCAUGUACAGGCCAACCUCUUGGAACUGGUAGAAGUGAGUGGGAAUUGUCAAAGUCACCUGGUAUUGGACAUGUAAAAGUACCAGAAGAAUUGAAGUUCCCUAAUGCCUGUUGCGUGGGAAUUGCAUCACAGACAGUUCUUCACAUUUUUAAUCCAACUGAUCGGUGGUUGCAGGUCAGCAUUGGAAUACUGAGUAUUUCAGUUAAUGGGGAAAAGAUGGAUCCCAUGCAAUAUCAAUGUCUGGUUUUCAAGAACAAAACCAUUGUUGGACCCUAUUCUACCAAUGAUCUGAAAAUCCUUUUCUUACCUUGUCAUUCGGGGAUCUUUCAGUGUAUUCUCAAUGUUUCAUCUUGGCCAGUUUCUGCGGAUGCCGAGACUAUCAUUCAGGCAGAAGCUUUGGCAAGUAGGGUUGUUCUGACAGCUGUCGCUGAACACCCUAACUUAGAAGUGGAUAUAGGAAAAAGAGAUUGUCUCGAUUUUGGUGACUUGACUUCUGGCAGUUGGAAGGCUCUUCCACUAAAACUUAUCAACAAGACCCAUGCUUUUGUGCCAAUUAGACUUAUUAUUAAUGCUAAUGCAGUAGCUUGGCGUUGCUUCACAUUUUCCAAGGAACCAGUUAGUCUUUCUAAUGAACAGUCGCUCCAAAUGGAUGCAGUUUCUCAGAUAGAUGCUCCAUCAGUUGUUAAUCAUGUGAUACAUGCAAGCUAUGAUGGACAAGAUCCUGAGGCUUUAACAGUUUGGAUUCUGUUCCAUGCACCUAAGAAACAGAUUUCUUCUUCAGAUUGCUUAGGCCCAGCGGAUGAAUUCUUGGCAAGAGUUGAUGUGGAAGUGGAUAGCCCAGGACCUAGCAGUGUGAUUAAAAGUAUUCCUCUCCGAGCAAGAGCUGGAACAGCGAGGAUACAUGCUCCAAAGAACUUGCAGACAAUGCACCUAUCUACUAGUGUGGGUUCAACAGCCAAACAGCAGCUGCCAUUGAAAAAUGCUGGAAACAUUGGUGUAUGUUUGAAAUUUAAGACAUCAGAUCAGGAUAGCUGCUUUGCUGUUGAACCCGAGAGUCUUUUCCUUCAUCCUGGAGAAGAACAAGAAGUGACUGUCCUGUUUUUUCCAAAAAACAUAAAGAGUACAGAAAGUACCUUGAAAAUCCUUGUGCUGCCAUCUGGACCUCAGUACGAAGUGAUGAUAAAAGGUGAGGUGGAGUCUGAGGACAAUAGACGUGUGUGUGCAGCUGCUGGCCACUCAGACGUCCCACCGAUUCUUUCCAGCAAGCAGUCUGUUUCUUGGGGAGGAGUAACACUUGGGGCAUCAGUCCGUCAGAAGUUAACUCUGAGAAAUGAUUCAUCAUCUGUGACCCAGCACUUAAGACUGUUGGUAAGAGGCCCGGAUCAAGACUGCUUUCAGCUGCAAAGUAUAUUUGGAUCAGAAGAACGCUUAACUAGUAACUGGGAACUCAAAAUCCGUCCCAAAGAAGAUACUAACAUAUACUUGAUAUUUACACCUACUCGAAUAACUCACUUCUUUGCAAAGCUGGAAAUCAAACAUCUCGGAGUUCGAUCAUGGUCAGGAUUUAAGUUUACUAUACCAUUAUCUGGAUAUGGAGGAACAAGCAAUAUAACUUUAGAAAAUGUUAAAAAACUGUCAGAUAGUUACAUGGUGACACUGGACGGAUUAUUACCUGCCAGAUUGAAGAAAGCUUCUUUCCACAUCAGAAAUACAGGUUCUCGGGCUGCCUAUGUUAAAGCGCUGUGCUUUGCAAACCUGCAGGCAAAAACAGUUAUGGAUCCUCAGGUAAUGACGGUAUCUCCAGAGAAGUUUGUACUAAGAGAAGGAACACAUGAAGUGAUUACUAUAACAUGGAUUCCAAUGGAAAAGGACUUCCAUAAACCAAACACCUUGAUGUCGACAGUAUGUUUUUUUUGUGGAGAUGAAGUUUCUAGGCAGCAGUAUCGUAGAGCUAUGAUGUGUAAACCUGAGGCAGAAAAAAAGAUUAUCCCCAAAAAUAGCUUAUUGAGAAAUGUUGCAUUUGACGAAGAAUUUCAAGGGGAGCAGCUUGUGACAGAAGUAUGUGAUAUCCCACGAGGGAAAAAUGAUAUCUAUCUUUUCUACGCUAAUAUGCGAAAGAUUAUCCUUUAUGUGUUUGGAUAUUCCACUUCUGAUCAGGAUGGAUUUCAGCAGUCUCCUGGAUGUCACUGGGAGUCAGACAGAUUUGGUAACUUGGUUGAACGUGUCAAUGCAAUUUUGGAUAUUCUUCCUGUUAAAGGACCUCAGGGUCCUUCAUUACCUGUAAGAACUGAUGAUCUGGAUCAGAAUAAAUCAGACACUGAAGAGACUUGGACUGUUAAACCUGAGUGUUUGACUUUGACAUCUCCUUCUAUUAGCAGAACAGCGGAUACUGGACAUGUACAAAUUGUCAACAAUUCUAACAGAAUGUUGGCAUUUGAGCUUUCAUGGCCAACUCAUUACCUUACUAUAACCCCACAACGUGGAGUUACUGAACCAAAGAGUAGUACACAAAUUCUGGUGAGUCCUAAUCCAUCACUUGCCACAAAGCCUUCAUUAAUUCCUUGGAGUGGCCUAAUCUAUGUCCAUUGUGAUAGUGAACAAAAGUUUAUUAAAGUGCAGAUUCAAGAGGUGAUUGCACAGAAAGUGUCUGGAGCAGACUUUCCAUCUAGAAAACGUGGUAUAUUUACUCGACACUCUGAAGGUACUGCUGCUGUUCAUGUGGCAAAGCCUCAUUUAGUGCUCCCUCUAACAAAAAUGGAAAUAAAGAAGACAAACAUUGUUUUUCCUAAAACAAGACCUGGCCAAAGUUCAGAGAGUUACCUGGAAAUGGAGAAUAAAGGGGAUGAAAAUGUGAAGUGGUGUUUGUCAUCUUUUGCACCACCCUAUGUUAAAGAUGUGGAUGAAACUGGUGACGUUUGUAGGGUUACUUACUCUGCUUUCAUGUGUUCCCGUGUUUCUGGUACUCUUGAAGCUCACAGAGAAGAUAAGGUUGCCAUAACCUUUUUACCUAGAGAUCAAGGGGAUUAUUCCCAGUUCUGGGACCUUGAGUGCCACCCAGUUGAAAAACCUAGUUGCAAACACAAAUUAAGAUUUCAGCUUUCUGGAGCAGGUGCUAAAACAGAGAAUGGAAGUUCAAUUGUGAAAGCUUUUGCAAGUGUUCUCGCAAAAACUGAGCUUCCAGUUAUACCAGAAAUGGACCUUUAUUCUGAAGCACCUACAGUUCAAGCAGGACAAAAUGAGAUAUUUCGAGGGGUAUAUGCACCACAAGACCUGUACACUUUUCCCACAACCAGAGUUGGGGAGUCGUGCACGUUAAAAGUCAACUUGCGGAAUAAUUCUUUUACAACACAUGUGCUGAAAUUUUUAAGUCCCAGAGAGCCUUUCUACAUCAAGCACUCAACAUACUCUCUAAGGUCCCAUCAUUACAUCAACGUGCCAGUCCAGUUCAAGCCAAAGGCUGAAGGAAAAUUUGAAGGUCUCUUUGUUGUGACAACAACCAAAUAUGGCCCUGUUAAUGUUCGACUGUGUGGUAAAGCUAUUGCAAAAAAAUAGAACAGUUUAAUGACUGUUUAUAAUAGCUUAUAACAGUUUAUGCCAUUGAAAAUAUUUGAAGAUUUCCAUAUUAAUGUCCUGCUUCUUUUGCCCUCUGAUGCUGCGUUGAUGGAAAGUUUUCUGUAAGAUGAAUUACGGUGCUUGUUGUACAAAUCUGUUUUCAUAGUAAAAACACUGAGAAGUAACAUUGUAUGUUUUAAAGUUAUCGUGUUCUAAUUUAUGUUUCUGCACUUUUAUUGAAAUGGAAUUUUUCUAUUUUUGCA
Messenger RNA from Colius striatus (speckled mousebird), 8126 nucleotides. RefSeq names its product centrosomal protein 192 (gene CEP192). Gene Ontology annotation, molecular function: protein kinase binding. The coding region runs from base 235 to 7863 and encodes 2542 amino acids. The transcript has 44 exons. The record is from RefSeq and is a predicted model, not a curated record. Gene Ontology annotation, biological process: centrosome-templated microtubule nucleation; centrosome duplication; centriole replication. Lineage: Eukaryota; Metazoa; Chordata; Aves; Coliiformes; Coliidae. Gene Ontology annotation, cellular component: centriole; cytoplasm; pericentriolar material.